AGAGAGAGAGAGAGAGAAGGAUUUAAAAACCUCUCAGAACUUUCUGAAAUCAGAAGAGAGAGCUUUCAAAAUCCGUCGGUUACCGAUCAUAUUGGGCUCUCUGUGAUCGGCUUUUGUCGUUUGGCAAAUCUUUGGAAUUUAAUUCGGCCAGAAAGAGAAUUUUUUUUUCUGGUUUAUACAGUAUCUCUCGUCCUCCCUGAUUCAUGCCGAUUUCACAGAUUUUCUGGCCUUUUUUUCUCCUUCUAAAAUGAAAUGGGCAAUGCAGAAGCGCAGGAGGAGGAACAGAGCAAUUCAAGCCCAGAACAAACAAAUUCCAAAAGCCCUUCUCCGCUUAGCUCUUUUAGUGACUCCAAAGUUUCUGUACUCGAUGGGUUUUCUUUUACUGAACCAGUCUUCAAUAUCGUGAGCAGAAGUCGAAAAGCCAACUACGAAGCAGAAGCAGUAGCAGUAGCAGCAGAAGCAGCAAGAGCAGACGGUGGUGGUGGUGACAAAAAUGGAAUUCGGUAGCAGGGGCGGUGGGUCCGGUGAGGACCCAGAUGUCUCUGACUCUCAGAGAAGGAAGAAGCGAUACCAUAGACACACAACUCGUCAGAUUCAACAGCUUGAAGCGGUUUUCAAGCAGCAUCCGCACCCCGACGAGAAACAAAGGAACCAGUUGAGCAAGGAUUUGGGGCUAGAGCCUCGCCAGAUCAAGUUCUGGUUUCAAAACAGGAGGACCCAGAUGAAGGCACAACAUGACCGUGCGGAUAAUUCUGCUCUAAAGGCAGAAAAUGAUAAGAUCCGAUGCGAAAACAUAGCAAUUAGAGAGGCGCUGAAGAAUGUCAUAUGCCCAAAUUGUGGGGGUCCUCCUGUUGGGGAGGAUUCAUAUUUAGAUGAACAGAAACUGCGAAUGGAGAAUGCGCGCUUGAAAGAAGAGCUUGAUAGAGUAGCAAGCAUAGCCGCAAAAUGUAUUGGAAGACCUAUUUCACAAAUCCCAUCCAUUCAACCUAUUCUAGGCUCCUCAUUGGAUUUAUCUGUUGGGAAUUUCGGAGGCCUGCCAAUGGGCGGACCAUCCCUUGAUCUUGAUCUUCUUCCAGGAAGCUCUUCCUCUGUUAUAUCACUGCCAUUGCCGACAGGCAUCCCAGAGAUGGAGAAGGCACUAAUGUCAGAGGUUGCUGCCAAUGCCCUUGAAGAAUUGAUCAGGCUUUUCCAGGCGAAUGAGCCCUUUUGGAUGAAGUCUCCAAUUGAUGGGAGGGAAGUACUUAAUAUUGAAAACUAUCAGAGGAUAUUUCCAAAACCCAACCACAUCAAACAUCCCAAUAUUCGGAUAGAGGCCUCGAGAGAUUCUGGUGUGGUUAUCAUGAAUGGACUGGCAUUGGUUGACAUGUUUAUGGACUCGAACAAAUGGGCUGAACUCUUCCCUACAAUUGUCCUGAGAGCAAAGACAAUUGAUGUGAUUUCAUCCGGCAUUGUUGGAAAUCGGAGCAGUUCCCUGUUACUGAUGUAUGCAGAAAUGCAGGUGCUCUCCCCACUGGUUCCAACUCGAGAAUUCUACUUUCUCCGUUACUGUCAGCAAAUUGAAGAAGGCUUGUGGGCCAUAGGAGAUGUCUCCUUUGACUUAUCCCAAGAGAUCCAGUCUUCUUUGCCUUUUUACAUUCGAAAGCUUCCUUCUGGAUGUUUGAUUCAAGACUUGCCCAAUGGAUGCUCCAAGGUUACUUGGGUGGAACACGUGGAAUUGGAAGACAAGAACCCAACUCAUCUGAUUUACAGGGAUCUUGUUCACAGUGGAAUGGCAUUCGGAGCUGAAAGAUGGAUUAAUACUCUUCAAAGAAUGUGUGAGAGAUUUGCUUGUCUGAUGGUGACGACUUCAUCUAGUCGAGACCUCAGUGGAGUUAUUCCCUCACCAGAAGGUAGGAGGAGCUUGAUGAAGCUUUCUCAAAGAAUGGUUAACAACUUCUGCACAGGUUUAGGUGCAUCAAAUGGUCACGGAUGGACCCCGCUUUCUGGCUUGAACGAUGUUGGCAUUAGAGUAACAGUUCACAAAAGCUCAGAUCUAGGCCAACCCAAUGGUGUGGUCCUCAGUGCAGCAACCACCCUGUGGCUCCCAGUUUCUCCACAGGUUGUCUUCAAUUUCUUUAGGGACGACAGAACUCGAUCUCAGUGGGAUGUGCUCUCCAAUGGUAAUUCCGUGCAAGAGGUUGCCCACAUUGCAAAUGGGUCUCAUCCUGGCAAUUGUAUCUCAGUUCUUCGCGUAAGUUUGUUGGAAUUUCUGAUAUCUUAUUUUGAUUAUGAUAGUUAUUGUGGAUUGGAUAUUUGGUUCAUCAUAAUGGGUUCUUUCCUACAGGCUUUAAAUGCUAGCCAGAAUAAUAUGUUGAUACUUCAAGAGAGCUGCACAGAUCCAUCUGGAUCACUCGUUGUCUAUUCACCCAUCGAUCUCCAGGCAAUCAACAUAGCAAUGAGUGGGGAAGACACCAGUUAUGUCCCUCUACUUCCAUCAGGGUUCACCAUCUCUCCUGAUGGCCAGCCAGACCAAGGGGGAGGAGCAGGGCCGUCGACAAGCUCAAAUAUGCAAGGGAGCAGCUCAAGUGGUUCACUUGUAACAGUGGCAUUUCAGAUACUUGUGAGCACCUUACCAUCUGCAAAGCUGAACAUGGAGUCAGUAACAACCGUUAGUAAUCUUAUCAACACCACUGUCCACCAAAUAAAAGCUGCCUUGAAUUACUCCAGUUCCUGAUAGAGCCGCGAAGGCUUCAUACAUAGUUCUCUUCUCCCCCAUCUCCAACCCUUUUAAAUAUACUGAUCAGAAGAACAGAGGAGCUCUUGCUGAUUAAAUAGAGGGAGUCAAGAACGCACCAUAGCCGUCCUCCCUUGCUGAAUGGUUCGGGUAUUGACUUCUGUUCAGGGAGUACUUCAUUUUCAUCUAGAAUAUGUUUCUCUUAUAUAGGAAAGUUCCCCAAUUUGUUCUCUGUCCUGACCGAUCUUUUUUAGUUAGUUAUAAUAGAAAAAGAAGUUAUUUGACAUUUGAAUAA
Molecule: messenger RNA, 3008 nt
Organism: Macadamia integrifolia
Lineage: Eukaryota; Viridiplantae; Streptophyta; Magnoliopsida; Proteales; Proteaceae
Product: homeobox-leucine zipper protein ROC8-like
Exons: 9
Coding region: 494-2713 (739 amino acids)
Biological process (GO): regulation of DNA-templated transcription
Molecular function (GO): DNA-binding transcription factor activity, RNA polymerase II-specific; DNA binding; lipid binding
Source: RefSeq, a predicted model, not a curated record